This is a messenger RNA of Haliotis rufescens (red abalone), 2063 nucleotides long. RefSeq names its product sodium-coupled monocarboxylate transporter 1-like. Gene Ontology annotation, biological process: transmembrane transport; sodium ion transport. Gene Ontology annotation, cellular component: membrane. The transcript is spliced from 16 exons. NCBI's taxonomy places the organism in Eukaryota, Metazoa, Mollusca, Gastropoda, Lepetellida, Haliotidae. The record is from RefSeq and is a predicted model, not a curated record. Gene Ontology annotation, molecular function: symporter activity. The coding region runs from base 26 to 1858 and encodes 610 amino acids.
GGUGGUGACGUGUUCACUAUUAGCAAUGGCGGCGACGAACAGAUCGUUCGGGUCUGCGGAUUAUGCUGUUUUUGUUAUAUCUCUGGUGAUGUCAGCUGGUAUUGGCAUAUUCUAUGCCUUCAAAGGGGGGCGACAGAAAACGACAGGAGAGUUCUUGAUGGGAAACAGAGAUCUGCAAAUACUGCCGGCAUCAGUGUCAAUUCUGGUGUCCUUCCUCUCGGCGAUCACCAUCCUAGGCACAGCGGCAGAGAUGUAUACCAAUGGAACGGAGUACUUCCUAUACGUGUUUGGAAUGGUCUUUGGUAUCAUCCUGGCAACCGUGUUGUACAUCCCCUUGUUCUACCCACAUGGCUUUACAAGUUCUUUUGAGUAUUUGGAGAAGAGGUUCAAGUCUAGAGCGGCCAAACUAACCGGCACUGCUAUAACUAUAUUCCAACAGAUAAUCUACAUGGGGAUUGCUUCGUAUGCGCCGUCCACUGCCUUGGAAGCAGUAACAGGAUUCCCAGUCUGGGCGGCUAUCGUUGUAGUGGGUGCAGUCUCCAGCUUCUACACGGUACUGGGUGGGCUUAAGGCUGUGGUAUGGACGGACCUAUUCCAGUCGCUGGUUAUCGUGAGCGGUCUACUCGCUGUUGUGAUUCAGGGCACCAUGCUUGUUGGCGGCGUCGGAGAAGUUUGGCGGAUCAACAACGCCUGGGGAAGAAUUAACUUCUUUGAUUUCGACCCCUCUCCGACAACCCGGCAUACAUUCUGGUCUCUAGUUGUUGGGGGAACCAUAGCCUGGACCGGAACUUAUGGAGUCAAUCAGGCAAGCAUACAGCGCUUCUGUGCUGUGCCUACACUGAAGAAAGCCCGGAUAUCACUGAUGCUCAACGCUGCUGGAGUGCUGAUCCUGCUGACCAUUCUGUGCCUGGCAGGGAUCACCAUCUUUGCCUACUACGCCAUUAGAGGCUGUGACCCUUUGUCAGCUAAAUACAUCGGAAAUUCCAACCAGCUUUUGCCGUACUUCGUGAUGGAGGUUCUGGACUACCCCGGAGUGCCUGGAUUGUUCAUCGCCUGUUUGUUCAGUGGGACGCUAAGCACCGUGUCCUCGUGUCUGAGUGCCGUCACAGCGGUAGUCUGGGAGGACAUGCUGAAACCAUUCCUGGAAGACAGGCUCUCUGAAGGACACAAGACAAUAGUGACUAAAAUAUUGGUACUGGUAUUCGGCGCUGCCGGCACAGCUAUGGCUUUUAUGGCCAAGAACCUGGGAGGAACCGUGCUUCAGGCUGCACUCAGUUUUGCCGGUGCUGCUACUGGACCUCUCAUGGGGAUGUUCGCUCUAGGUGCCUUCUUCCCAUGGGCCAACUGGAUUGGAGCGGUUGUUGGGGGAAUCUGUGGCCUGGCGUUUCCAUUGUGGUUAGGAAUUGGAGCAUACAGUGUGGUCGGUAGUCCCCCCGUCCUAGCCUUCCCCACAAGCAACUGCAGCGAGAGCAACUUCACGACCACAACCAUCACCCCAUCAUACUCAACUAAUGUUACAACGUCAGUGACGGACGUUAAUACGAGCGGUCUGACUGGCCUGUACUCCAUCUCCUACCUGUGGUACACGCCUAUUGGUACUGCAACAGUCAUCACAGUCGGGUUGUUGGUCAGCGUUCUUUCAGGAAUGAACCGAGUCGGUGACGUCGACACAAAGUACAUGGUGCCUUUCUUCGACCGUCUGAUUUGCUGUCUCCCUACAUCGAUCAGCCGAGUCCUCCGGUGUAAUCAGGAGUUUGACAGUCCUGAGGUACUCUGUGCACAAGCGAAAGAAUUACAGUCGGCAGAACAAAACAUUCAGCACAAGGUGACUGACCACAAAUCUGAUACAAGACUUUGAAUAAAAGCCGAGAGUUUUCCGCGAGAACAAACCUUACAAUUGUCUACAAAGAAGAGACAGCCAUCCUUGGUUGGAACUACUCAAAGACACGUUGACUACGUGAAACUUCAUCCGGGUGUUACCAUUCCAAUAGAAAUCUGGAUUAUCGGAUCAUGUGGGUGGAUUAAUGUUGAUUAAUGUUGCCUUAAUACAUACAACUAGAAAA